AUCUUCAAAUUUUCUCAAGUUGAUAUUUGGAAAGUUUUCUAUUUGCUUCCAAACCAUUUAUGCCAAAUGGUUUACUUCCAUUAGAAAAUGACAAUGACAUUCUCAAGAUGGCCCAAGUUCUUUAGAAGCAUAGAGUGGUUCAUGUGUUCAUGGAAUAUGUUAAGAAAUGUGACAUUGUUGAUGAUUAUGAUGAAGACCAAUAUGAUUUUGAAUCUUAUGAGAAAUUGGUGCAAUUUUUUUAUGUUGGUUUUGAUAGUGACAAUGAUGAACUUGAAGUUUUGGGUUCUAGAAACCAAAUACAAAAAGAAUUAGAGGUACCUGUUGAGAUUGUAGACAAUGACACAACCAAUAAAGAUAUUUGUACUGCAACUAAAAGUGUUAACAAACAGAAGGGUCUAGGAAGAAAGGAUAGGAAAAGAAAUAACACUAAGAGGAAGAAAUUACCUAAUCUUGUUGGGAAUGAUUUAUUCUUCAUCAACUCAAGAACAGAUGUUGGAAGUGGAGAAUCAAAGUACUUUGACAGUGAUGAUCCAGGAGAGUUUGAAGGGAAUUACUUUGAGGAGUAUGCUACUUUGUUAGGAUACAACGAUGUUCUUGCUGGAAAAAAAUCUAAAAAACAUCAUUUCAUGUUAACUACAAUAGUUGUUGAUAGUGAAUCCAAUGAGACAUGUGGUUGGUUUCUCUACCACUUGAAGAAGGAUUUGAAGUUGCAAAAUGGUAGCAACUUGACAAUUGUUUUAGACCAACACAAAGUAUGCUUAUAAUCUUGAACAUACUCUAUCUAAAAACUAAAAAGGUAAAAGAAUAUUACAUUUUAGUUAAAGAUCAUGCAACGAAUUUUUGGUUAUUUGAGAAAUUGGACAUAUUCUGCCCAUAUUUUCAUUUUCUACACUUUUGUCACGCCCCAGAACCCAAAUCCGAGGCGCGACAGAUGCCGUGCACUCGUGAGAGGGUCCCACGAAUGCACAAGGCUCGGAACUUAUUCAAAUCACAUCUGACCAUCCAAUAACUCAAAUCAAUUAUCUCAAAAUCU
Messenger RNA from Rubroshorea leprosula, 1033 nucleotides. The record is from the annotation of a GenBank genome assembly. NCBI's taxonomy places the organism in Eukaryota, Viridiplantae, Streptophyta, Magnoliopsida, Malvales, Dipterocarpaceae.